AGCUCGGUCCAAUUGUUACGCGAGUUCCCCAGGGCUCGCUUUACGUUCCCCAAGUACUUAGUCGACAGUAUGGAAGCCACGGGUGGCCAAUGAUAACCAGUGGAUAUCAACAAAUUAAAACGAAAGCUGGUUGUGAAUUGAGUCAAAAAUGGCAGACUUUCUGAAAGGACUUCCUGUCUACAACAAGAACAAUUUCAGCAGAUUUCAUGCAGAUUCUGUCUGCAGAGCUUGGAAUAGGAGGCCAUCAGUGUACAUUCCUACCUGCGAAUGCCCUUCUGAACAGAUCAUUGUUACAGAGAAAACCAACAUUCUCCUCCGCUACUUGAAUCGGCAGUGGGACAAAAAAAAUGCAGUGAAGAAGAGGGAACAGGAGCAAGAGGAAGGCGAGAAUCCAACCCCCCCUCGGAAAAUCGCCAGAACAGACAGUCAGGAAAUUAAUGACGACACCUAAGUGUUCUGACAGGCAGGCACACAUUUUCAUAAACGAUGCAGGUAUAGUGCAGACAUAAUCAUUGUUUGUUCAUUUUCUUUAUCGUUCAGUUGCUUUCCUGUCAUGGUCAGAAUGCCUUUUUUCCAGUUGUACUGCCCCGGUUUGGCCACAAGGGGUGCUGUAACCCUUCUCUCCAUGAGCUGACACGUCCUGCAAAAGGAGGGUCAUUCUGGGAAGAUGUCUGUGUUGUGUUGAUGUUCAACAGGUUCAUUUGUCUUUAGUUUUGUGGCAAGUUCUGUUGCCUGUAGCAGUGAAUUAUAAUUUUGUUCAUAUUUCA
Molecule: messenger RNA, 767 nt
Organism: Brienomyrus brachyistius
Lineage: Eukaryota; Metazoa; Chordata; Actinopteri; Osteoglossiformes; Mormyridae
Product: DET1- and DDB1-associated protein 1-like
Exons: 5
Coding region: 149-451 (100 amino acids)
Biological process (GO): positive regulation of proteasomal ubiquitin-dependent protein catabolic process
Cellular component (GO): Cul4-RING E3 ubiquitin ligase complex
Source: RefSeq, a predicted model, not a curated record